CUUCCUCACCCACUUCCUCUUCCCCAUAUCCCUCCCUCUCCCGCUAUUCCCUGCUGAUAACCAUGGCGUGGGACCAGCUGUGGAUCAACAAGCCACAUUUAGCGUACGCUAUCAUCGGUGGCUUCACCACAAUCUUCUCCCUCAUAUCCCUUUUCGUCAAAGAGAAGCUGUAUAUAGGUGAAGCCACCGUUGCCACAGUCACCGGCGUUAUCUUUGGCCCCUAUGCCGCAAACUUGCUUGACCCCUCGACAUGGGGAAACACAGAUUUCAUCACGCUCGAGAUUACGCGCGUCGUCCUCGUCGUCCAGAUCUUCGCCGUCGCCGUCGAAUUGCCCAAAAAGUACAUGCUUCGUCACUGGGUCUCGGUUUUCAUGCUGCUAGUUCCCGUCAUGACCUACGGCUGGCUUCUGGCCUCGGUCUUCAUCUGGAAACUCGUGCCCUCCCUGCGCUGGGUCGAAGCCCUUGUCGUAGCGGCCUGCAUCACCGCCACCGACCCUGUCCUCGCGUCGGCUGUCGUCGGUAAGGGAAAGUUUUCAAAACGUGUCCCAGGCCACUUGCGAAACAUUCUCUCGGCUGAGUCUGGCUGUAACGACGGCAUGGCCUUUCCUUUUGCAUAUCUCGCUCUGUACCUUAUUCGAUAUGAAGGUCACGGCGGCAAGAUUGUAGAACACUGGAUUCUUCUCACCAUCCUCUACGAGUGCGUCUUUGGCUGCAUCCUCGGCGCCAUGAUCGGCUACAGCGGUCGCCAUGCCAUCAAGUACGCAGAAAAACACAACCUCAUCGAUCGCGAGUCCUUCCUCGUAUUCUACUUUGUUCUCGCGCUCUUCUGCACCGGUAUAGGAACGAUCCUGGGUACUGACGAUCUCCUCGUCGCGUUCUCGGCCGGUGCUGCUUUCUCAUGGGACGGCUGGUUCACGCGCAAGACCGAGGAGUCGCAUGUUUCUAACGUUAUCGACCUCUUGCUCAAUCUUGCCUACUUUGUCUACUUUGGGUCUAUCGUUCCCUGGCAUCUUUACAACACCCCCGAGCUCGGUCUCAGCCCAUGGAAGCUUUCUAUUAUUGCGAUUCUUCUUAUUCUUUUCCGCCGCAUCCCAAUCAUGCUCGCAAUGAAACCUCUCAUUCCAGACAUUCGCACCUGGCGCGAGGCUCUUUUCUGCGGCCACUUCGGCCCUAUUGGUGUCGGCGCUGUCUUCAUGACCAUCCUGGCUCGUGCCGAACUCGAGCACGAUGAACCAACUCCGCUCGCGGAUCUACCCGCAGAAGGCUCGCCCAACUACGUGAUUGUCGCUACGAUGUGGCCGAUCGUCUCGUUCAUGAUCAUCGCGUCGAUCAUUAUCCAUGGCUCGUCGAUUGCUGUGUUUACCCUCGGUAAGCGACUCAACACGAUGGCAAUCACAAUGUCCGUCACAACCGGCAACCAGAGCGGUCCGUCGUGGCUGCAGCGUCUGCCGCGGAUGGAGUCCUCCACAAGUGUCUCGUUCCGCAAGGUUGAGACCACGCAGAACGACGCUCUCAAUCGGCUCUUCCACCGCCGCGCUGCUGGUCUCGCACCGAAAGAGGAUUCAGUCAGUGAUGCCGCAGACAUGAACGGCGACGUCAUCCGUCGUCGUCGGCGUCCACCUGCAAAGGCUGCGGGACGGAUGUCGAACCCAAAGGCAGACAACAAGAAGAAGACCAAGAAGCGUCGGCAGCAGGAGCGAAAACGGCGAGACUCAGAGGGUUACGACGCUUAUGACGACGAGCUUGAAAGAAGGCCUACGGCGACGACGGACGAUGGCGUGGUUUCGGCUGCGGACUAUCCUGCCGGCACGGUGCUCUCAGAGCAAAUCUCUCGCAACAGCGAGGAAGAAAACAUUGAAGAGCGGAUUAACCCGGACAACCACACAGUCUACCAGGAAGGAGAUAAUCUGAUUGUUGAGGACGAGAACGGCGAGGUUCUGACUACGAUCAACUCUACGAACGGACGGCCUAGUGCAUGGAAUGAGCCUGGAUUGGAGCCUUCUGAUUCGUUUGAUAGUUCGAUUAUUGGAAACCAGCGCCGGCCGCGGCGGAAGGUGGGCGACCUCGAGAGCCUUGGAGCGGCGGAUGAUUCUUCGUACGCGGCGACAGACGAGGCCGGAGGUACGCAGAGACGAACGCGGGCGAUUGCGUACCAGCUCGAUGACGAGAUUAUCGUCGAGAAUGAAGAAGGCGAGGUCAUCAGACGGUACCAUAUCAACCGGCACAACAACGGCAGUGCAAACGGAGGGUCGCAGUCGCGGCCGGGAGGCGUCGAGAGUAGUCUCGAGAAGGCGCUUUCGUGGGUCGGUCUGCGACGUGGAGGGUCGGUUGCACCUGGAGGCAGUUCUGGAGCCGGGUCGAGUUCGGCCGCGGCUGCGGCAGCUUCAGGGAGGAGAUCGAAUCAGCAUGAGAUUGGUGGUCUGGAGUUGCAGCGCUUAGACUCGACACUCGACUGCACAACGGUUAGCUCAUCGGGGUCGAUGAUAAGAGGGGCGCAUGGUAUUGAAAAAAGCGAUUUACCGCGGAACUUCUUGCAGCGUCGUGCGGAUGAUGAUUUGAUGCCGGUGCGGGCACCGCAUAAGAGUCAUAAGGGAGUUGAUGACGAUGAUGAUGAGACGCCAGCGGAACGGAAGAGACGGUUGGCGGCGCUGAGUGGAGCUGCUAGUUCUGGAGAUGAUGAAGCAGACGAGACGCCAGCGGAGAGGAAGAGGCGGUUGGCUGCGCUUGGAGUGAAGGAUGAGAAGGAGGAUAGAGGGCGGUAUCGGUAUGAGGAGGAGGAUGAGGAGGAGGAGGAAGAGGAAGAGGAGGAGGAGGAGGAGGAGGAGGAAGAAGAGGAAGAGGAAGAGGAUGAUGAAGAGGAGGAGGAAGAAGAAGAGGAUGAGGAUGAGGAUGAAGAUGAUCUGGAUGAUGAAGAUUAUGUGUCGGACGGAGGAGCAUCAUUUUCUCGAAGCCGAAACUCGCAAGAGGUCCCGUCACGGAUCUCGUUUGCGGGCGAGACAGAUGUGGAACGUCGUCGUCGUCUAGCUGCGUUGGGAUUCGCGGCACCUACUUCAUCAUCAAACAACGAUAACGGUGGAGAGACGACGAAUAACGCGACGACAACAACGUCGUCUUCAUCUUCAUUAUCAGCCACAGCUGUUGGCUCGUCGUCUGGAUCGCCUGAAGACACGCCGUCUCCUGAGAAUACGAAUAAUAACAAUAACGGAGGCGGCCCGUCGAUAUCGCGAGGAAUCACAUGGGGAUCGGUGAAGAGAUCGCAUUAGUGGAUUGUGAGGUUUUGGCGUCUACUUUUGUAUCUGUUAGUUUCGUAUAUCCAUAUUAGAAUUAGAUAGAGCAUGGACAGUGAUGUGGUCUUGUCUAGUUCUAGUCUCAAUGCAUCAUUACAUUACACGUCUAUGAGUUGGUUCAGUCUUUAAUCCAAUAUAUUACAUCUCUGAGUUGGUCUCUGAGUUGGAAGUGCUCCGCUGGAGGUCGUGGGAUGCGUACGAGAAAUUAAGAUUUGUAGAUAGUCUCAAUUGCGGAUAAAGUUGGUAGAUUGGCAAUUUAAGAGCAAAGCAGGUCACGCUGCUAAUACUACGUACGCUCC
This is a messenger RNA of Myxozyma melibiosi, 3586 nucleotides long. RefSeq names its product Sodium/hydrogen exchanger family-domain-containing protein. The record is from RefSeq and is a predicted model, not a curated record. The transcript is spliced from 3 exons. Lineage: Eukaryota; Fungi; Ascomycota; Lipomycetes; Lipomycetales; Lipomycetaceae. Gene Ontology annotation, biological process: regulation of membrane potential; proton export across plasma membrane; sodium ion export across plasma membrane. The coding region runs from base 63 to 3263 and encodes 1066 amino acids. Gene Ontology annotation, cellular component: plasma membrane. Gene Ontology annotation, molecular function: sodium:proton antiporter activity.